Messenger RNA from Lachancea mirantina, 1977 nucleotides. The record is from the annotation of a GenBank genome assembly. NCBI's taxonomy places the organism in Eukaryota, Fungi, Ascomycota, Saccharomycetes, Saccharomycetales, Saccharomycetaceae.
AUGGCAGUGGCUGGAAAGAACUUGAAGAAACGUAAUCUGAAUUCCGCGGGUCAAAAAACGGCGAAAAAAGCUCGAAUUUCCGUAGAACAAUCGGAAGAUGAACUCAGUGGAUCUUCGUCAGCGUCGGAAGGUGAAGAUCUCGAGCAAGCGCUGUCGGGAAGCGAUUCUGAGCAGGACGAACUAGAUCUUUCGUCUGAUCAGGACGAGCUGGAUCAAUCGGGUGAUGACGAAAGCCAGGACAGCGUAGAUGGCAGUGAUGGUGAGCAAGAAGAGGGCAAGAAGGGUAAGGAAUCCGGAGAAGGCGGGCAACACACGGAGCAGAGAAAAUUGCUCAAGGAACGAAAGAUGCAGCGUAAAUCUGGUGCGGAAGUGCAACAGAUUAAGUCACUGUGGGAAAGACUUCGGGUGAAAAGUCCACCUAUGCCCAAACCUGUUCGUGAAAAACUGUGUAACGAAGUUUGGGAGCUGUCGAAGGAUUGCAUUAGUGAUUUGGUUCUAAAGCACGAUGCGUCGCGUGUGGUGCAAACAUUGGUGAAGUAUUCUUCGAAAGAACGUCGUGAGCAGAUUGUAGAAGCCUUGAAGGGCAAAUUCUAUUUGCUGGCCACGUCUUCUUACGGCAAAUAUCUGCUUGUCAAGCUAUUGCACUAUGGAUCGCGAACAUCCAGGCAGGCUAUUAUCGACGAGCUUCACGGCAGACUUCGGAAACUAAUGAGACACAAAGAAGGUGCGUAUGUGGUCGAAGAUCUGUACGUGCUUUACGCGACUCAGGAACAGAGAAAACAGAUGAUCAAAGAGUUUUGGGGUGCUGAGUAUGCUGUCUUCAAAGAUACUCAUAAGGAUGUAGAUAUCGAGCAAGCGUGUGCAGUGAGCGUGGAGAAGAGAAACAUAAUUGCGCGCAACCUUGUGGGCACGAUAACGGCGUCUGUAGAAAAAGGUUCAGCCGGCUUUCAGAUCUUGCACGCGGCCAUGAAGGAGUACGUGACCAUUGCAAACGAGAAGGAAACUUCAGAAUUUAUCGAGUUGCUCGAGGAUCACUACGCGGAACUGGUACAUACUCCAGAGGGUGCAGAGGUCGCUUGCACGCUUACUGCGAAAGCAAACGCCAAGCAAAGAAAAGUGAUCGUCAAGGAUCUGAAGGACCAUACUGAUAAUUUGAUCAAGAAUGAAUAUGGUAACGCCGUGUUUAUCACCGCUUUGAACUGCGUCGACGAUACGGUGCUGAUGUUCAAAGCGUUCGCACCAGCCGCCAAGGAAAAUCUUGCGGAAUACGCCGUGCACAAGUACGCCAGAAGACCUUUCCUCUACAUUUUGCUCGGCUUAGACGGCAAAUAUUUCUCUCCCCUAGUCCAAAAGGACCUAAACAGAUACAGCCGGAUGGCCGAAGCCACUUCCAAAAAACCAGCUCUGCAGAGGAGACACGAACUCUUGAAAAGGUUUGCUCCCGUGUACCUAGAGACCAUCUCCGAGCAUUUAUCGACCAUAUUGGAUGAAAACUUAGGAAGCCAAUUUGUCGCAGAAGUGUUAUCGAGCGAUGAACUUUAUGAACAAUUAUCGAAAGACGAUGUCCAGAAAUACCAAGAGAUUGUUUCGCAGAUUAUUGCAUUUUACAAAGGUGACAUAUCUGAAAAGGCCCAUCCGAUCAACACACCAUUCUCGGCGAGACUGCUCAAAUCUUUGAUUCAAGGAGGGAAAUGGGAUUCUAAGGCCAGAGAAUUCAUACCUCUUUCAAAAGUGGAGGGCCUUGGACAAGAUUUCGCACAGAGAUUCUACGAUGACAUUAUUGACUCUAGUAAUCUACUCGAGUGGAUAAACAAUAAAAACAGUUCGUUCACGGUCGUGGCUCUUUACGAAGUACUCUCCAAGGACUCAAAAUCUGGGUUUUCUAAAGACCUAAAGAAAAUCGCCUCCAAAAUUACCGACGAUGAGCAAAACAAAGGCGCUCGUUUACUGGUUAAAUUACUAAAUUCAAAGCAUUGA